UUUGAAUUGUGAUUAAUUUUUAAGCUGUAAUUAACUCGAUUAAAAAUUUUAAUCGUUUGACAGCCCUAAUAUCUAUAUAGUGUGUUUCAUUGAUCGCUGAUGCAUACAACUAAGACAAAAUUUAUUAAGUGCUUUUCUAAGCCCCACCCCUAAAUAAAUAUUGAUGCCAUGAUUGCGUUGGCCAGUUUCUUACCUGUUCAAGGCCCAAUUGCAAACUGCACAGUGGGCAUCAACAUGGCCACACGGAGCCAGGAGAAAGAUUGGGCAAUAGGAGACUAUGAUUCGUUUCCUUCAAGUCUCCUCAAGUUUUGCAUCACUUCUGCUACCUCUUGUUUUACUAGUAGCGGCACAGGACAAAAUUGCUCUUCAUUUCGGCUAGUGUCCUUAGCCUCUGUGCUUCUAUUGCUUUCAAGUCUCCUUCUCCUGUAUCAGAGGUGCAAACAUCCUGGAAGACAUCCAGGACACACUGUGACUUCUCUUUACUGUUUCCUUGGUAACGUGUGUGGAUUCACAGGCGCUGUUUUGUCCAGACAGCUGCACAUUCAAGUUUUAAUGGGAAUUCUCUCUGCUGCUCUGGAUUUGGUCAACGUUAUAUCCUGCUGUAUUCCACUGUGUCUUGGCAAGAACUGGAAAACGGAGAGAAGGCGAAGAAUGAUCAAAAAGCGCAGAAGAUCUCACUUUCUAGCAGUUUGUCUUCUGACUGCACUUACUGGAGGUUUCUUGAAGUCAAGCAUCCUCCACAGCCAAACAACAGACAGGAUCACUCUGAGGAGGAGACUGCUUUCUCUCGCCCUACAAGACAAAACUGAAGUCCUGGGUUACAUAAUUGGAUUGAUAUCUUUUGUCAUCACCUUUACCUCAAAGUUGCCCACACUUUGCCGAGUUCUCAAAGGGAAGACUUUGUCAAGCGGUCACAUUUUCUCUGGAGUACUAUGCUCCAUAGGUGGUGCCCUUUAUGCUGGCGCCUUAAUUCACCACGGCACUCAAGUCAGCUUCCUCCUCAGGGUUAUGCCUUGGCUGCUGUGUGCAAUCUGUGGUGCCUCGCUGGAUUUUUUUAUUGUAGUCCUCUACUGGUGUCAUGUGGAAACCAGGCAAAAGCCUAUGAGCUUUUCUCCAGAAAUGGAGAGCCUCUUAGGUGACUCAUCCAAAGGCAAAGCUGCCAUAAAGCAUAAUGGAAAACAAGGAAAACAUUUCAAUUUGAUGGAGAUGGGUCAUUAUAUGGAUGUCAGUGAAGAUGCGACAAAAGAAAUGUACCCCAGAGAGGCGACAGUGUGUGGGAAAGUAAUGGACAACAAGGUUCUGAGCAGGAAAGUCCCAAUGGUACGAGUUGAUGGUUGUGAUACAUCAUGUGACUCUUCAAUUGUCAGUUCUGAUCUAGAGUGGGAUUUUGAAACGGGAAAUGCACAGUGGAGUGAAGCAAAAACAAAACCCAAGGAUAGAGAGGCGUUCCCAUUGCAAGAGUGGCCAAGCAACCCCAAACCCUUCAAUAAUGGCACAUAUGCCUCAUGUGUACUCCCUCAGAACGGCGUGUCCUGUAACGAGGCUGUUAGCGAAUUCAAAUGAUAAAGAAAUAUCAUUCCUAUGCAACGAAUUUGAUUACACUGCAUAUUUGGUGUAUUCAUUUGAAACUGAAUUAAAAA
Corythoichthys intestinalis (scribbled pipefish) is the source of this 1640-nucleotide messenger RNA. It is a transcript of the gene tmem44, whose product is annotated as transmembrane protein 44. NCBI's taxonomy places the organism in Eukaryota, Metazoa, Chordata, Actinopteri, Syngnathiformes, Syngnathidae. The transcript has 10 exons. Gene Ontology annotation, cellular component: membrane. The coding region runs from base 169 to 1563 and encodes 464 amino acids. The record is from RefSeq and is a predicted model, not a curated record.